Messenger RNA from Candoia aspera, 4345 nucleotides. It is a transcript of the gene PALM3, whose product is annotated as paralemmin 3. Gene Ontology annotation, cellular component: membrane. The record is from RefSeq and is a predicted model, not a curated record. Gene Ontology annotation, biological process: regulation of cell shape. The coding region runs from base 198 to 3083 and encodes 961 amino acids. NCBI's taxonomy places the organism in Eukaryota, Metazoa, Chordata, Lepidosauria, Squamata, Candoiidae. The transcript is spliced from 8 exons.
GAGCAAAGUCAGGCCCUGCUAAGGUGGUGGGGAUGUUAAAAGAUGCGUUUGUUUUUUGACUUUGCUCUUCUGACUGCAUCCCACUGAGUGGGACAGAAGCUCCCCCCAUCCCUGGUCUCACCUACUCCCUUCUGCACCAGAAGAAACUCUGUGAAAGACUGCUGGCUUGCUGGACCUCUGUUACUGAAAGAAGGAAAAUGGCAGAAAGCUCCUUAUUUGCACAGCGGCUGCAAGCCAUUACGGAGCGGCGGAGGCUGCAGGAGCGCAUCCUAGCCACCCGGCGGGAGCUGGAGGAAGAGAGACUGCGAGUCCAACGCCUCAAGAGGAAAUCCCUGCGUGAUCGGUGGCUGAUGGAGGGAACAUCCAUACCUGCUGAUGACAAGGAUUACAUGUCUUCUCUUUGGGAGGCACAGUCUCGCGUCCAAGACUUAGAACAAGAUCUGUCCAGUCUCCAGUCUCAAAUGCAGCACCUAGAUAAUGUGGACCUUCCCCAGGGACAGCAGCAACCAUCUUUGAAGGAGGUGAAGCAGGCAUCACUGGAUGGCAUUGUGAAGAUUGAUGGGACAUCUUCCUCUUCUCCAGAAAAGGGAAAUAUCACUGAGACCAAACUUGAGUUGGCUUCUGUUCCUCCUCAGAAGCCCAUGCAGGCAACAACCAAGGAACAACUGGAGAAUGGAGACAUGUCAGGAGAUGGUAUUUUUGGCAGUGAAGGCAGCUCUGAAAAAACAGGAGUCAAAGUAAACCCUGUGGCUAUGGAAAGUGGGGGCCUUCAACCUCAUCAAGGGAGAACCAAGGCUGCUCCUGCUAUGAAGAAUUUGGAUUCUAGUGAAGCCCCUGCUGCCCACCAAAGAAAGCUGGCAGUGGAAAAGAUGGUCAUCAGAGAUCAUUUGGGGCAGGCAGUGGGAAGCAUGGAUGCUGUUGGGCAGACCCAGAGCUUCAUUAGGAAAGAGGAAGAGUUGGGGGACCAUGAUAACAUGGGGAAUGACUGUGAAGAAUGGAGUAGUUCAGGUCUUCUUUGCAAUGUAGUGGAUCAAAAGAAGACUGGCUAUGCUACUGAAAACUGCCCAGACAGUGAUUUUGGUAGCCGUGAUGGCCCAGAGGGAGAGUCCCCAACCUCCCAUGAUCAGCAAAAUCCUCCCAGCCUUCUACAGGACAGGACUAUCUGCCUUGAUUCCCCCAGGAAGCAGGCAGAUAGUGAGCAUGAGAUAGGCUCUUUGGUCAGGGAGGCAAUUCUGAUGGAAAUGGGGCAGAAAGAACUACCAGAGCAAAAUGCAAAGGAGGUAGAGCCUGCCAGAGACCUGGCAGUCUGUGAUGUUGCUGCAGAAGAAGCAGUGACAGGGAAGCAGGCAAAUCACACAAAGGAGGAGGAGAUGCAAGAAUGCCAUGCAUCAGAGACAAUAAUGCUGGGGGAAGCAGGAGAGGGGGAGGAGACCAGACAACCUGUUUCAGACCAGAUCUCUUCUGUGCAAGAAACAAAGAUUUUGAACACUUCGGAAGAAGCUAAGCUGUCUCUUCUUGAUCCAGUCAUGACUUCAUCUCCAUCAGAUCAGAUUCCUUCUCUGCCAGAUACUAAAGGAUUCCCUCUAGAACAGAAUCCAUCUUUUCAGGAGACUGAAACUCCACUCCUAGAGUCAGAACAGUCAUUAUUACCAAAUCAGAGUCCAUCUCCCCUUUUGGACCAAUCUGUUUCACUGCAAGAAAAUAAGGGUUCUCUUUUAGGUCAAAUCCCAUCUUCACUGCCAGAAUCCUUUAUGGAGUCAAAUCCAUCAUCUUUGCAGGACCAUUUUUCUUCUCCAGAGCAGAAAGCAUUCUUAUUACAAGGUGAUACUACUUCUCAAGAUGCUAAACACGUCUUGUUGGACCAGACCCCAUCAUCUGUACAUGAAGCUAAUGGAAAAAAUCUGGACCAAAUCUCAACAUCUCUUCAAGAAUAUAGUGAUUCUGUAGUAGACCAAAUACUGCCUACCUCUCCAGACCAGCUCACAUCUCUGCCAGGAGAGAUUCCUUCCUCAUUACAUGAAGGACAGAGAUCCCCCCAGAUUUUACCAACUGUUCUGGACCAAGAACAACUCGUGCUGGAGAUGAAAGGUCCCCUUCCAAAUAUAACCCCUUCUGUUACUAAUCAACUCUCUCCUCUACCUGAUCAAAUCACAUCCCUUCAAGAAGCCAAUAAUUUUUCCUUGGAAGAAGAAGUUCCAGUAGCUUUGCAAGUCCAAAUGCCAACUGUUACAGAGUCUCAAAUAGUGCUUCUGCUUGAGACUGAUAAAUUUCCUUCAGGCCAGAUCCCAUUAUCUGAGGAUGAAGGCAAGGAGACACCAACAACUGGGCCAGACCAAAUUCCACUAGGCCUCCAGGACCAGAAACCCACAUUUCUGGGGGGCAAGACCCCUUCUCUGCAGGAGGUAGGAGGAUCUCUAACUGAUCAGGUUCAUACAUCACUUCAAAGUCAGACCUCCUUUCUCCCAGAAAUAUCACUUCAAGAACAGGCCCAGCCAACAGUAGUGGAGCGCAUGUCAGCCUCUCUGCAGGACCAGAUCUCUUCCCUUGAAGAAACAGAAGAGAUUCUUGGAGGAAAGAUCUCUCCAUCUCAUGUGGAAGAGAUCCCUACAUUGCUGGAUCAAGCCGCAACACCUAACAAAGACCAGUGUCCAGUACUGCAAGAGACAACUGUUCUUGAUGCUUUGCUGACUUCGAACCAAGACUCUGCUCAACCGCUCCUGGAUGCAGCUGUAAGUUCAAAGAAUCAGGAAUUGAAAGGCGACAGAGAUGCUAAUUUGGCUUCAGGAGUAGCAGAAACCACUGAAAUCCAAGAAAACGUUGCUGCUGAGCAACAACCUUUGUUGAAUGAGCUGAAAACCACAGUAGCCCCACAGGACAUUUCUCUAGGAGAUCAGCAGCAGUCCAAGACUGGGAUCCAAAAGCAUCAUGGAGCCUCAGUCCAGGAGGCUCCAAUCUACAUCACCACUGAUGCCAAUCCUGCCUCAUGCCAUCUCCAACCUGCAGUAUCACACCAGGGGGAGGGUCAAGAGCAGGAGCAGAACAGACGCAAGCAGAAGACGUGCCAAUGCUGCUUGGUCAUGUAAGCUUGGCAUCUCUCACCCAGUUGAGGAGAACAGGUGUCAUUGAUCUGGCCCUAGCAGCAGGCUCUGAAAGUGCUAACAUGCCCUGCUAAUCAUGUAGUGUAGGCAUCUCACACAUUCAUGCAUGCGCAUGCACACACAUGCAUACAGUACACACUCCAUGGAGGGACUCAGAGGCAAGUUGCAUAGAUGGAUCCAUGGAAGGCUUGCUGUGUCACAGAAAGAGUUUGUUCAAUGACAGGAUUGUUUCUCUUUAUUGAUAUCUCAUAGCUCUCCUCCCUGCUUUCCAGGAGGUAGCAAAUGAAGGAUGCCCUGCUUGGGCAAAUUGUGUAGGCCCACACGUUCUCCUGCAGCAUGCACGCCUCUCCAUACACUAGCAGUGUAGACCUGCAUUUCUGUUGGCACUGUCAAACACUGAUGCUUGAACUUUAUCACCAUUCCCUCCACUUAUAGUUUAUGUGCCUGCAUGUCAUCCUUGUGCAUGCACGUACAUUACACACUUAGAAUGCACAUGCAUGUGCACAAGGGUUAUAACAUGCAAACCAAGAUACGGGCAUAUCCAUCUUUUCUUCCUUUGGCUUGCAAGGCAUUUUCCUAUCUUGGAAAACACCUGAGUUAUGUGCCAUUGCGAACCUACAGGCUUCCACAACUCCUUCACAGGGCUGGACACAAAGGCUACAAGAUGCAUGCAGAACUCCUGCCACCCACACUCUCCGCAUGUGCCUGAACCCCUUCCGCUGAGUUGGCAUGACUCACCAAAUCAAUCUGGACCCACUCCAGACACUGAGCAAUGCCUUCCUCCUGUUCCCACCUCCUGUUCCUCUGCUAAGAUGGCCAGCUGGACACAACUAAUCGUGCAGGGCACUGACCCCUAGACACAAGAGGACUCCCUGCCAAUGGGCGGUGUGUUGCAGAGACUUUGGACAAGGCACUACUGGAACCUUCUCUCCUAAAUGUGGUCUCCAGCCAAGAUCUUGUGUAGGGUAGACUCAAUGUUCUACCUCCCAAGACAGGACUGAGAAGCCUUUCCUAGCUCUGAUUCUUCCCUUCCUAUAAAAAGCCUGGGCUUGUGCCCUGCCAGGUCACAAGCCCUCCCCCCAGCCCUCCACUUCCUCCUUCCAGUGACUGUUUAUUCUAUGCACUUUGUUUUAAUUUUAGUGAUAUAACUUCUGUUAGGGCCACCACCUAAGCCAGUAAGAGCCUUUUACAUGUCAGUUUCUGGCCAAUACUGAAAGAUUCUCAAUUAAAGUCAGAUGCAAUGACAA